AUGACGCGGGGCGCUUGUCUAUUUCAGGGCGGUGGAUCGUUUUCUGCCAUCGUCAGUGGACUGAGCCACAGUCCCCAGCCUGACACUACCGGCCUUACGUUGACGUCUUCUCUUCUGCCUCGCUCUCGAUUAAAACGUCUCGAACGAGUGUCGACGAGUCGCGAGAAUGCCUCCUCCUCCUCCCCCUCCCCUCCGCCGCCGCCGCCGCCCGGAGGUCUUGGUGGCCCUCCCCCACCUCCUCCUCCUGGAGGUGGCAGCAAUCUUCCUGCCAGACCGUCGAAAAAUGAAGUUAAAGGAAGGGGCGCUUUGUUAUCCGAUAUUCACAAGGGGACCCGACUGAAAAAAACCGUCACCAAUGACCGAUCAGCGCCUCAAAUAGGAAGCACCGGAGGAAACUCGGCGGCACCUGCAGUUGGCGGAGCGCCACCAGUGCCGGGCAUGAAAGCGCCCUCGGGUCUGGCACCGCCUGUGCCAUCAGGCCUUGCUGCCAAUCGAGAGCGAAGCAACAGUGAAGGGGUCUCCGGAUUAGAUGCAGGAUCGGGUGGUCCUGCAGCGCAGCUGGGAGGUCUUUUCGCUGGGGGCAUGCCCAAAUUACGCAGUCGCGGCGGAGUUGAUACAGGAGCAAAUAGAGAUUCACCUUACAUGUCCGACGGUGAAACGUCACGGCGCACAGCUCCCUCAGUCCCGAAGCCCCCUUCAGCUCCUCCUCCACCUCCUGGAGCCCGACCACCGGUCCCCCCGCCUUCCGAUUCACACAAUGCGCCGGCCAUCAAUCCCCUCGUUGCCAGCUUAAAGAAGCCUCCACCACGUCCCGUCUCCAGGUCGUCUGCGUCUGCGGCGUCUAUCAAGGGAGCGCCUGACGCCCCUCCCCCUCGCGCUCCCCCACCACCUCCUGGCUCGCGAAAGCCCUCUGGAGCUCCUCCUCCGCCACCCUCUUCAUCCGCGAGCCCGGCAGCUCCUCCCCCGCCCCCUCCCCCUCCUCCCUCCGCGCCCGCAUCUUCACGCGUGCCUCCUCCUCCUCCACCUCCAGCUGCUCCCGGCCGGCCAACGCCUCCACCACCUCCCGCCCCGCCAUCCGGAGCUUCGUCAUCAAUGGCUGCUCAAGCAGCACGCAGUGCACUUAGCUCCGCGGGCUCUCCGACAACACCUCCCCCUCCUCCCCCGCCGUCAGCUGCGCCAGCGGCUCCACCUCCGCCUCCGCCUCCAGCUUCAGCUCCAGCCCCUCCACCACCCAGUGAGCCGCCCUCGCGCCCAUCACCUAUCGCUUCACGUCCAGUUUCACAUGAACCGCAUAUUGCACUAGACCCCAGCGCAUAUACCUUGUCCUCUGUCGGUCCCGCGCCGUCGUCGGGCCUGCGGGCUUCUGCGAGUAUUGGCCCUGUGCGAAUAGAGGAUCCACGAUUCAAAUUCCAAGGAGAAGGACUUUUUCCCAAGCCGCGGCCGUUUGUUGGUGGGGAAAGAAGGUAUCGAGCUGGUCGAGGAAGCAGUGUGCCUCUCGACUUGAGUGCGCUGAGUGGUUGA
Molecule: messenger RNA, 1521 nt
Organism: Penicillium oxalicum
Lineage: Eukaryota; Fungi; Ascomycota; Eurotiomycetes; Eurotiales; Aspergillaceae
Product: putative proline-rich, actin-associated protein Vrp1
Exons: 3
Coding region: 1-1521 (506 amino acids)
Molecular function (GO): actin binding
Source: RefSeq, a predicted model, not a curated record